Brachypodium distachyon (stiff brome) is the source of this 2226-nucleotide messenger RNA. RefSeq names its product transcription factor bHLH144. The record is from RefSeq and is a predicted model, not a curated record. NCBI's taxonomy places the organism in Eukaryota, Viridiplantae, Streptophyta, Magnoliopsida, Poales, Poaceae. The transcript has 4 exons. Bases 914 to 1651 code for a protein of 245 amino acids. Gene Ontology annotation, molecular function: protein dimerization activity.
UAAAGAUCCGCCUUGGGCCUAUAAACUCGAGAGCCAUGAGCUGCAAGCCCCCGAUCUCUCCUGCUUUGUGACAUUGUGCUGUGCCUUCUAGAGUCCAUUUUUUGUCUGCUAUUGUCCUCUCCUCUUCGGUCUCACGAGUCUUCACCCCCAAAACCCUCUCCUUUCCUUGGUGCGGCUGCACGAACCUCUCCAGGUCGCCACCUCGGGAUCGCCUCCAAGAUCCGGCUCUGAUCUCCGCGGCGAAUAAUUUAGCCCAUCCUCGUCAAAACCCGCCUCGCGAUCGCCCUAUUGCUCUUGAUCUGUUUAUCUGCAGUCAAAAGGAAUAUAACAGAACUUCAUCAUUGAGCAGCAGUAUGCCGUGGACUCCCAUGUAUUCGACGAAAUACAGUAGCCGAAAGUGUGUUCACCUUGCUGCAUUUUUCCGAGUGAUUGUGUAAGCUGCUGCAUUUACAGAACACUGGUUUUCCCUUUUGGUGGUUCUCUGUAAUUGAUUCACUGGGUGUGAAAAGGUUGAGAAUGUAUGUUAAGACAGAGCUUAGGAGAUUCCGCGUUGUGAAGGAAGUUGGAACAAUAGUAAUGAGCGUGAGAAUCUUUGCUUGCUAUCAGUUGAUGCAAGUGUGCCAGGCUGAGUACUUCCGUCAACUGCUUAAGCCUGUCACGUAGUCUAACCAGAGGAACACGUUUAGCUCUCAUAUCUGCUACUCUAGCUUUCGUUUGUUAUAAAGCUGCAGCAACAAAAGCAGUUGAGUCGUGAUGACAACUACCUGUGGUAGGACAUACUAAGCCUUCGCGUUGUUGUGAGCUGCAAACCUAGUGUAGAAUUUUCAUUGUUUUGGUGCAGUGUAGCUACUGCAUCAAAUCGGGUAGGAGUCCGUACUUAACUGCAUCAUUGUCCAGUAUCCGCUAUUGACCCAUGCAGAGGGAUCCGACAGCUUUCACUGGUAACCCCUCCUUUGCUUAUGGAGAUGAAGCAAACGGUUGUAUGAAAAACGGACCUUUGGGUGGUCAAUGCAGCUCCAGGGCUUCUGUUUCACCUGCCUUUGGUGUUCCUGCAGGCAUGACAGUUCCUCAACUCCCAAACCCACUUGGUGGAUUUGAGUUUCAACCUUCUAAGGUGUUCCCAAGAAAUUUCAUCAUAUUUGAUCACAAUGAGGACAAAGGGCGCAUCAUGUAUCAUCCGACCUUGGCGAACAAGCUCAACGCUGCAAACAUCAACGCUUUCCCUUCAUAUGACCAAGCCGUUUGCAGAAGUUGUGGCCAAGACAAUGGCAACCUGGAAGAAAAUUCAUCGUCUUUCAAGGAGGACACAAGAGAAAUCGACGCUCUGCUCAGCUCCAGUGAAGAAAGUGACAACGAUGAUGUUGUGAGUACGGGACGCACUCCUUACGCCUUCGAGAGUGUUUCCCUUGAUUCAUCUUCAACACUCAACUCUAAGAAAAUGAGGUAUUCUUCCGAAAAGAGUUCAGGCAUCCAUGGAUCAAUGGAAGAUGUUACUCAUGAGAGUAUGAGAAAGAUGAUCACAGUUCUUAGGGGAGUAAUCCCUGGUGCAGACCAAUUGGAUACUCCUGCUGUCUUGGAGGAAGCUGUUAGAUACCUGAAGUUCCUCAAGAUGGAGGCAAAGAAACUUGGCGUAGAUGACUUGGAUAAUUAGAGCUGGCCAAUGAUGCGGUGGUGACAGUAAAUCCAUACAAAAAUAGUAAAUUCUGAAGGCAUCACGUAUAUCUAUGGCCUUAAGCAAGCUGCUGCCAAUUUGUCAUCAUUGUUACUGGAUUGGCUUUGUGUGGGUGUGGAAGGCAAGGAAGGUAUCCUGCUUUUGCCUUUUUGUGCAGGCGCCAAAAGGAUAUGUUUCGUGGGAUUCUGAUGCUUAAUUUCUGGUAGCACGGUGUGGUUGAAUCGUGGGAGGAAGCUUUCGAUGAUGCAUUUUGUUGCCUGCCUUGCUUUUGCCGUUUGUGACAUAGCAGUCCACUUUUCGUGUGAUCGAGCAUCAUGUGGUGGGCACGUCCUAGAUCACUGGACUUUGCUCAAGAUCACUUCUGUUUGCCCUUACCUUUGUGCACUGCUUAAAUAAUGUACAUGCUUGCGUUGUUAUUGUGUGGUACAGAGCAAGAUCUUAUCAUUGUAUACUACCUUGUGAAAUGAUGAUCUUUGGCUUAGUGUGCCAAGAGGAAUGUAUCGCGCUUCAUGUGCUUUGGAAAUGUGUAAUCAUGACGAUGCUUCUCACCUUCA